This is a messenger RNA of Lycium ferocissimum, 1506 nucleotides long. RefSeq names its product DNA topoisomerase 6 subunit A. The record is from RefSeq and is a predicted model, not a curated record. Gene Ontology annotation, biological process: meiotic DNA double-strand break processing; DNA topological change; reciprocal meiotic recombination. NCBI's taxonomy places the organism in Eukaryota, Viridiplantae, Streptophyta, Magnoliopsida, Solanales, Solanaceae. Gene Ontology annotation, cellular component: nuclear chromosome. The coding region runs from base 32 to 1297 and encodes 421 amino acids. The transcript has a single exon. Gene Ontology annotation, molecular function: ATP binding; DNA topoisomerase type II (double strand cut, ATP-hydrolyzing) activity; DNA binding.
AUCUAUCACCACUCAUUUCAACUCUAACCGAAUGGCCGCCGACAAAAAGAAACGCCGGCGACCCAACUCCGACUCCGACACCGACAACCGUCCAUUCAAAUCCAAACUCAAACCCGACCCGGUCAUCCUCCAAACCCUAAAAAAACUCAAAUCCUCAUGUUCCGCCGCCGCCUCAACUUCCAAAACCCUAACCCUAACCGACCUUAACCUCUCCUCAUCUUGCCGUGAAGUUACCGAUCUCCCAAUCGAUGAAGUCCAAUCCGAAAUCGAAUCAUUAGCACUCAAAAUCGCCAAAUCAAUACUCUCCGGCGAAGGUUUCUCGUUUUCCGUGCCUUCCCGAUCUUCCGCUAAUCAAUUAUAUGUUUCUGAACUUGACCGUAUUGUUCUCAAAGAUAAAUCUUCGUUACGUAACUUCGGUAACGUGUCUACCGUAAGGAAAGCGACGAUUACGCUGAGAAUACUUCAACUUGUACAUCAGUUAUGUACUAGUAAUAUCCAUGUUACUAAACGUGAUUUGUUUUAUACUGAUGUUAAGUUGUUUCAGGAUCAAUCACAAUCUGAUGCUGUUUUAGAUGAUGUUAGUUGUAUUGUUGGUUGUACUAGGUCUAGUUUGAAUGUUGUCGCGGCGGAGAAAGGGGUGGUAGUUGGGAGGUUGAUUUUUAGCGAUAAUGGCGAUAUGAUUGAUUGUACGAAAAUGGGAAUGGGAGGGAAAGCUAUUCCUCCGAAUAUCGAUAGGGUUGGUGAUAUGCAGAGCGACGCGUUGUAUAUCUUGUUGGUUGAGAAGGAUGCUGCGUUUAUGAGGUUGUCGGAAGAUAGGUUUUAUAAUAGGUUUCCGUGUAUUAUUGUGACCGCGAAGGGGCAACCUGAUGUGGCGACUAGGUUGUUUCUGAGGAAGAUGAAGAUGGAGUUGAAUUUGCCUGUUCUGGCAUUGGUGGAUAGUGAUCCUUAUGGGUUGAAGAUUUUGUCGGUUUAUGGGUGUGGAUCGAAGAAUAUGUCGUAUGACAGUGCGAAUCUGACUACACCGGAUAUCAAAUGGUUAGGUAUUAGGCCGAGUGAUUUGGACAAGUAUAAGAUACCGGAGCAAUGUAGGUUGCCAAUGACUGAACAGGAUAUUAAGACCGGGAAAGAUUUGUUGGAAGAGGAUUUUGUGAAGAAGAAUCCGGCUUGGGUUGAAGAGUUGAACUUGAUGGUGAAGACUAAGCAAAAGGCUGAGAUUCAGGCGUUGAGUUCGUUUGGGUUUCAGUAUCUGUCUCAAGUGUAUUUGCCAUUGAAGCUGCAAGAACAGGAUUGGCUAUGAGAAUACAAAUCUUGUUGCUAAAUUACUUGAAUUUUGGUGCACUUUUUGUUGAUACCAAAUUAGCUUUUGUUAACUUGGAACUUGAUCUACUGUACUCUAAACUUAGCAUUUUCCUUCACUGUUAUGUUGAAUCACAGUUGAAGUUAUGUAUCUUGCUAUUUUUGAGUGGAGUUAUUGUUGUGUUAAUUCACAAUUACAGUUAGACUGGA